GUGCGCUGUGUCCCUCGGACACGGCGGAUCACCGAUCACGGAAAGAGCCGAAGAUGUCGGCUCGGUCAUGUGAUCCGCUGUGUCCAAUCGCAGCUGAUCACAUGGGACAUGUACACUGAUCAUCAGGGCACUGAUGAUCAGUGUGCCCUGAUGAUCAGUGUGGCCCCAGAAGUGCCACCUGUCAGUGUCCAUCAGUGCCUUAUGUCAGUGCCAGUUCCCAUCAGUGCCACAUAUCAGUGCACACCAGUGCACAUCAAUGCCACAUAUCAGUGCCCAUCUGAGCUGCCUUUCAGUGUCACCUAUCAGUGCCAGUCAGUGCCACAUAUCAAUGCCAAUCAGUGCCACAUAUCAGUGCUGCCAAUCAGUGCCACAUAUCAGUGCCAGUCAGUGCCGUCUCAGUGCCAGUCAGUGCUGCCUAUCAGUGCGCAUCAGUGCCGCCUAUCAGUACGCAUCAGU
Staurois parvus is the source of this 456-nucleotide messenger RNA. Lineage: Eukaryota; Metazoa; Chordata; Amphibia; Anura; Ranidae. The record is from the annotation of a GenBank genome assembly.